Messenger RNA from Trifolium pratense (red clover), 1314 nucleotides. RefSeq lists its product as uncharacterized. Bases 151 to 1092 code for a protein of 313 amino acids. The transcript has 2 exons. The record is from RefSeq and is a predicted model, not a curated record. NCBI's taxonomy places the organism in Eukaryota, Viridiplantae, Streptophyta, Magnoliopsida, Fabales, Fabaceae.
CCUCAAAUGGCACUUUGGUAUAAAGAUUUUCUGAUAUCAAAGAAAAGAAGCCUUUAAAAUACAACAAAGCCUCUUUUUCUCUGUAACCCUUGUCUAAAGAAGCUUAAAGGAUACAAGAUCCGUUCAACUCUUUUAUCUUCUGCAUCCUAUAUGGGGAUUAUAUGGGUCGAGUUCGGUUUGGUAUCUGCUCAUGGACUGCAGCAUUCAACUUCACUUUGGAAUCGUCAAUGGUAUGCUGUUGGUUGGAUUGAUCAUAACAGCAAAUAUUGCACCAAAGUUGAUGAUUCCGGGAAUCCAAAUCCUGUUUGGAGAACCAAUUUUGCUGUUCCUAUUGACGACUCAACGCCAAACAUCCAAGACUUGGAGCUGAACGUGGAAGUUUACAGUGUAGACCCCAUUUUCUUCAAGGAAAAGCUUCAUGGCUCAACAACGGUUAAUCUGAAAAAGUUUCUUGUCAAGCAAGUAAAGAAUGCAGAGGUUUCAAUGCAGAAACAAGAGGGGGUUCGAAGCUACCAAUUACGAAAGAAGAAAUCCAGUAAACCAAGAGGUUUUAUUGAUAUUUUGAUUUGUAUUUCUGAUGAUGAGAAAAAACCAAAUUCUCACACAGGUAGCAAGGAAGGAACAAUGCUCUUAGAUUAUGACGAUGGUACCCAGUGGACAGCAGAGGAAGGAUUAAGGCAAGCAUACCCACAGAAGCAGUCUCGGGCUUCAAUCCAUCAGUCAGAACAUGAUGAACACACAAACGUGCCAGAUUCCUAUUCAGUGCCAUUUGCCACUGCAGUAUAUUCUGAUCAAUUUGUGGGGGAACCAAGCUACCAUGCAGCAGCUGGACCAAGCUAUCAACCACAUAGAACUAUAACUCCUCCUCGACAAUCCCAACCCUCUAAUGUUGGUUAUAUUCCCACUUUUCUCCCAAGAAAUGAUGGCUUGCCUCCAAGCUUCACAGACAUAUCACCAUCCAGAGACGAACUUGGUCAAAGGAUGCCUCCAGGUCCAGAUGUUGUAUUGGAAAUAAGUGCUGAGGCAUUAGCAGCUGGUGCCGUAAUUUUUGGUGAUGACUUCUUGUCAGGAUUUGAUGUCCUGCAGUCCUAGGAGAUGCUACUGUUAACAUAUAAACUGAUCCUCCUUCCCGAACCAAGCAUUAAUCAGCUUAAGUAAUUAUAUAUGGUUGCGCACAGCCUAUCAGCAAGCCAGUUAUGGUCAUUGUAAUUGUAUAUGGUUCCACAUUCUUAAGAUUGAAAUUCUGUCAAAGAAAAGUGCUGAGUGAUUCAUUUAUUGGUCUGAAAAAUUAAAAUAUUUUAUAACUUUAUAAAU